AUGGGGGCAGCAACGAGUUCCUCGUCUGGUGCUUCGACGGCGGCCACAGUCGAGUCGCUCUUUAGCUCUGCGCACGAGAAAGCUGCGUGGGAUAAGAUCGUCGGUAAAGUGCCUGUUCCGUAUCACGACGCAGCGUAUGACACGGUCUUGGCAGCGCCAAAGGUACUGCCUCAGUUGUCGUUGACCCAAGUGGACCUACUGACUCGGGAAUACGGCGACACGUUUGCUCGCAAUAGUGUGUGCUCAGGGAACUUUCGCGUCUUGUUGCGCGACGUGACCCACACACUGCCACUGAGCUGCCGAGUGGCGGCGAUGACAGAGAGCGAAUGGGCGGCGUUUGCACGCGAGACAGGAGAGCGCGUGGCAGUAGACGGCAAGCGGCAGACAGUGGACGCGCACUUGCAUCGAGCUGUGAACGCGCUGUUUUUGGUGCGGCAGUUUGCAAUGAGACUGGUCGAGAAGACGGACGAGGGGCCGUUGCUGGCCCACUUUACCAUGCAAGCGACUGACGAGGUGAAUGGGCCUGCAGCCAGUCGACAGCAGAAGCUGUCGGCUCAGAUGGAACGUGAGGUCGACGGCAGCAAAAGCAAUGACGAGUCUGUGCGUGAACAUACGUCGGAUGACCUUGCUGUCCGCUUUCUGGAUGUGCUGCUCACUACUCUCAUGCAGUUGCAGCCAAAUGAAAAGACGUACAACUUGCACGUGGAAGUGGUAAACACGCUCUUGGUGCUCUUGUCCCCCAUGGCGUACUCGCGAAGCCAUGUCGCGCAAACCGGCAGUGACAUACGGGCGCACAACCCUUUUCUUCAUAUGGUGAUGGUAUCUGCUCUGCCUGAUGGCAGUCGAUCGCACUGGGCGUCCGGUUUGACACGGCGCUUGUUACAGAAUAUCAUCGAUCAGCUUGCAGCCACUGGCCCGAACGCAACGACGAAUACUGCAGUGGUAACUAUGCGGAAGGCACGAGAGAUGUCACUUGUGACGAUGUCGGGAACCUCAGAACAGAUAUAUGAGCCGGAGGAGAGCUCGUUCGUGUCCAGGUACUUUACACUGGAAGGUGUUGGCUCGAUCGCGGCAUCAGUGCUUCGCUUCCCGUGGAGCUUCGUUCGGCGAUUCGCUACUCGCGCGGAAACUACCAGUCCACUCGCCGACCGCAGCACUCUUCUACUGCUGGUGCUGCUUCAGAGUUGUCGAGACAAGGACUCGCUGGUUACGAGCAAUCCUUUUCGAGAAGCGCUUUGUGAGGUCAUGAAGGGUGCUGCUGGUACCGACGACAGCUCGCGUGUGGAGACGAAAGACGCACGGGCUCAGUCAAGGAAACACGAUGAAGCAUCCACCGACUCGAGUACGGACAAAGUGACGUUGUCGAUGUCGGAUUUAUUUGAUGUCGUUGGGAGUCACGCGUCAUACGAAGCGAGCCAUCUCAUGCUGUACACGCUACUUCACGCAAACCCAGCGAUGUUGGGUACAGCCGUGAGCGACGCAGACAUGGAGCGACUCUUGCUGCCUCUACUGGAGACGUUGUACCACGCGCGAUGUGUGGAGCCCAGCCGCCUGUACAUACUGGUCAUCGUGCUGCUGCUUUUUACGCAAACCCCGACGUUUGUUCGCACGGCACAUACUCUGCUUGUCGUACCCAAGGUGUCGUGGUACCAAGAGCACUACAUGCUCGACAUUUCACUGGGCAGCCUCAUGAUGGUCAUCUUUACGCGGCUCAUAUCCCGCAACAUCACCCACUUCCAGGACAGCUUCAUUCACCUGAACGCUUUCGCAGCCUUGUCCAACCUCGCUCGCUCGGCCGAGAAUGUGCACAUCUAUGCUGCUCAAGGCAUGGUCGGGCUCAUUGAGAUGCUCGUCAAGAACGAGGCAAAGCUGGUUGCACGGAUGCAUCGCUUGACCACCACGGACAAGGAGGAGAGAGACGUGCUUGCACAAAAGCGUGCCGCGUACGUCGAGUUCAUCCGGCUCUUGCUCGGUGUGUUGUCAUCCUGUCUGAAGACCGAGCGGCUGCCGCGCAACCCUCAACUUAUUUAUGCGCUGUUGCACCGCGCCGAUGUGUUUGCAGCGCUGCAGCGACACUCUGAAGUCAUAGCGCAUGUGCACGACAGUCCGAUAUGGAGCACGUUGACGCGGUUUCAGGCAGCAGUCGAUGCAGAAUCUUCCGGCGAUGUGCUUGACGCGGACAGAGUGCUCGACAUCAUUCGAUGCGAAUGCGUUAGUCUCUUGGCGGCGUCAUGUACCGAGCCAGGGGGACCUGAAGGCGUUGCAGCGUCAGCCACGUCUGUCGACAACGACGAUGUCAGCUAUCAAUACGAAGAGGAGACUGACCCGGAGCAGUUUUUCGUGCCGUACGUUUGGAAGCUCGUUCAGGAACAGACCCCUGACUUCUGCUGGAAAGUCGACAAGAUCACGCUGUUCGUGCCAAGCGGCGCCUCUGCGCAUGGGGGCGCGUCGAUAAGCUGA
Messenger RNA from Hyaloperonospora brassicae, 2460 nucleotides. The record is from the annotation of a GenBank genome assembly. NCBI's taxonomy places the organism in Eukaryota, Oomycota, Peronosporomycetes, Peronosporales, Peronosporaceae.